This is a messenger RNA of Funneliformis geosporum, 189 nucleotides long. The record is from the annotation of a GenBank genome assembly. NCBI's taxonomy places the organism in Eukaryota, Fungi, Glomeromycota, Glomeromycetes, Glomerales, Glomeraceae.
GAUAUAUAUCGAAAUUCUUCAAUCAAAUCUUGUAUAUCAGUAAAAAUGGGUGAUAGAGAAAAAGCUAUUGCUUGUGAAUUAGACUUUUAUGAGUUAUAUAGCAGUUGUGGUAGGAAUCAUGAGGGACUACAGUUCCACCCUAGAGCAACAUUUAUCAAUCGCUACUAUUGCAACAAAACAAGUGGAAAA